AUGUACUUACAUGCACACAUUUGUGUUUGGUCUGUUCCAGAGUCUACAGUCAACUUCACAUCUACCUCUGGGACAACUGUAAUACCUGGAACCAUAAACUCUUCUACCCAAUCACAGACCUCUCUAGCCUUCAUAGUGUCUACCACCCCAACCAACUUUUCCACUUCAGAGAAGACUUUGGAGGCCAGCACGUUUCCUGGCAAUGUGUCAGAGGCCUCAUCCAACAGCACCAUCCCUGUGACAUCACACACAGAGUCAUCCUACACAUCAUCUCCUCUUAUUCCAUUUACCGCUAAGGGAGAAAUCAAAUGUUUAGAAAUCAAAGAAGUGAAACUGACUCAAGGCAUCUGCCUAGAGCAAAAUGAGACCUCCAUGUGUGAGGACUUUAAGAAAGACAAAGGUGACGGUCUGAUCCAAUUACUGUGUAAAAAGGAACAUGCUGAGACUGGAGCUGGGGUGUGUUCCUUGCUCUUGACCCAGUCAGAGAUAAAGCCUCAAUGUCUGAUGCUUGUCUUGGCCAAUGGGACAGAACUUUCCAGCAAGCUCCAAUUUAUGGAAAAACACCAAUCUGACCUGGGAAAGCUGGGCAUUCACAGCUUCACUGAAGAAAGUGUUGGAAACCACCAGCGCUAUUCCCGCAAGACCCUGAUUGCCCUGGUGACCUCAGGGGUCCUGCUGGCUAUCUUGGGAACCACUGGCUAUUUCCUCAUGAACCGCCGCAGUUGGAGCCCCACUGGAGAAAGACUGGGCGAAGACCCUUAUUACACGGAGAGCGGUGGAGGCCAGGGCUAUAGCUCAGGCCUUGGGGCCUCCUCCGAGGCCCAGGGAAAGGCCAGUGUGAACCGAGGGUCUCAGGAGAACGGCACCGGCCAGGCCACAUCCAGAAACGGCCAUUCAACAAGACAACACGUGGUGGCUGAUACAGAAUUGUGA
Molecule: messenger RNA, 933 nt
Organism: Chrysochloris asiatica (Cape golden mole)
Lineage: Eukaryota; Metazoa; Chordata; Mammalia; Afrosoricida; Chrysochloridae
Gene: CD34
Product: CD34 molecule
Exons: 6
Coding region: 1-933 (310 amino acids)
Biological process (GO): cell-matrix adhesion
Cellular component (GO): membrane
Source: RefSeq, a predicted model, not a curated record